Molecule: messenger RNA, 855 nt
Organism: Entamoeba dispar SAW760
Lineage: Eukaryota; Evosea; Mastigamoebida; Endamoebidae
Product: lipopolysaccharide-induced transcription factor regulating tumor necrosis factor alpha, putative
Exons: 1
Coding region: 1-855 (284 amino acids)
Molecular function (GO): zinc ion binding
Source: RefSeq, a predicted model, not a curated record
AUGACUGAUUCAACUUAUCAAGUCCCUGAUGCUCCUGACGCUAAUCAACAACCCUCAUCUGAAAUAGAACAACAAGCUCCAGAAACUCAACAACCUCAAGAAAUAGAACAACAACUUGUCUCAGAAGUUGACCAAACACCACAACAAGAAACUGCCCAACCUACAGAUAAUCAAGUCGGUCAACCAGAAAUUGUUCAACCAACUUCUGAAGCUCAACAACCAGUUGAUCCAAAUGUACAACAACCAGUUGAUCCAAAUGUACAACAACCAGUUGAUCCAAAUGUACAACAACCAGUUGAUCCAAAUGUACAACAACCAGUUGAUCCAAAUGUACAACAACCAACCACUCAAAAUACACAACAGCCAAUGUAUACCCAACCAAUGUAUACUCAGUCAACUCCAAUGGUUCAACCAGCGCAACAACCAAUGUAUGCUCAGCCAGCUCCAAUGGGCCAACCAAUACAACAACCAAUGUAUAGUCAACCAAUGUACAACCAAGCCCCAAUGGGUCAACCAGUACAACAACCAAUGUAUGCUCAACCACCACCAAUGGGUCAACCAGUUCAACAACAACAACCAGUUGUUAUUGUUCAAUCACAAGGAGCAGGAGGAUCACCAGAAACUCAACUCCCAUUUGGAAAAAAUCCACAACAAGCAUUCUGUCCUCGUUGUAACACAAUGGUUACAACUGUUGUAAGGUAUGAAGCUGGAGGAAUGGCAUGUCUUGUUUGUUGUAUUUUUACUCUUCUUGGAUGUUGUUAUUGUGGUCUUAUUGCCUGUUGCAUGAAAAAUUUGAAAGAUGCAGUUCAUUUCUGUCCAAAUUGUAAAAAGAGACUUGGUUCUAAAAGUGCUUGA